AUGUUGAAAGAGAAAGCUCAACGAUCUACUAUACCUUUUCUGCCGAAAAAACGUGCAUGCAACACACGGCAAGAUGUUGAAGGAGGUAUUUCAGAUGAAGAUUUGGUGAAUUCAGUGAUCGAUGCCUCCAACACUUUCGGCAAAGUCGAAUUUCCGUCAUAUUAUAGUAAACUUAAAUCUAUUUGGACCGAUCAAGAUGCUAAAAACUAUCAUUUUAUCGAUUUAGGGGAUAAAGAUAAUUAUAUAAGGUUAGUGUUGGAUGAUGAUGUUAUGCACACAGAUGAAAAGACACGUGAAUAUAUAGAACUCUUUGAUCAUAUUAUGGAGGAAGAGAACUUGGAAGAUAUUUGUGAUGACGUAGUUGUGGACGAAGUAGCUGGCAGUGGUCUUGUAUAUGAAUAUAAUUAA
Messenger RNA from Acaulospora colombiana, 408 nucleotides. Lineage: Eukaryota; Fungi; Glomeromycota; Glomeromycetes; Diversisporales; Acaulosporaceae. The record is from the annotation of a GenBank genome assembly.